This is a messenger RNA of Elephantulus edwardii (Cape elephant shrew), 1509 nucleotides long. It is a transcript of the gene VNN3, whose product is annotated as vanin 3. The transcript is spliced from 7 exons. The record is from RefSeq and is a predicted model, not a curated record. Bases 1 to 1509 code for a protein of 502 amino acids. NCBI's taxonomy places the organism in Eukaryota, Metazoa, Chordata, Mammalia, Macroscelidea, Macroscelididae. Gene Ontology annotation, molecular function: hydrolase activity, acting on carbon-nitrogen (but not peptide) bonds, in linear amides.
AUGAUUGGUUCACAAUUUCCAAAAUAUGUGGCAUUGUCUGCUCUCUUUGUUCUAAAUGUUGGUGCUCUGGAUACUUUUAUUGCAGCAGUUUAUGAGCAUGCUGUUAUAUUACCAAACAGAACAGAAGAAACACCUGUGUCAAAAGACGAUGCUUUGGUCCUAAUGAACAAGAACAUAGACGUUUUGGAGAAAGCAGUAAAGCUGGCAGCUAAGCAGGGUGCCCAUAUCAUUGUGACUCCAGAAGAUGGCAUAUAUGGUUGGAUUUUCACAAGAGAAACCAUUUACCCUUACUUAGAGGAUAUCCCAGAUCCCAAAGUGAAUUGGAUUCCAUGUGGAGACCCCCAAAGGUUUGGUUAUAAUCCAGUACAAGUGAGACUCAGUUGCAUGGCCAAGGACAACUCUAUUUACAUUGUGGCAAAUGUCGGAGAUAAGAAGCCAUGUGAUGCCAAAGACCCCCAGUGCCCUGCUGAUGGCCGUUACCAGUACAACACUAACGUGGUGUUUGAUUCUGAGGGUAAGCUGGUGGCACGCUACCAUAAGUACAAUCUUUUUGAACCUGAAAUACAGUUUGACUUCCCCAAGGAGUCAGAAUCUGUGACUUUCCAAACCCCUUUUGGGAAGUUUGGCGUUUUCACUUGCUUUGAUAUUUUUUCUCACGACCCUGCUGUGGUUGUGGUGGAUGAGUAUCACGUUGACAGCGUGCUCUUCCCCACUGCCUGGACCAACACGCUGCCUCUCCUCUCGGCCAUUCCCUUCCAUUCGGCGUGGACCAGAACCAUGAGAGUCAAUCUCCUUGCUGCAAACACCCACACCACCAGCAUGCACAUGACAGGGAGUGGAAUCUAUGCACCGGAAGCAGUCAAGGUGUACCACUAUGACAUGGAAACCGAGAGCGGCCAGCUGAUGCUGGCAGAACUGAAGUCUCGGCCUUCCCAGGAGCUCACCUACCCAGAGGCUGUUGACUGGAGUGCUUAUACCAACAGUGCCAAGCUGUUUUUGUCUGAUCAGCCAACUUUUCCAGGAAUGAUUUAUUUUGAUGAGUUCACCUUCAUUGAACUCAAGCAAAGCACGGGAAAUUACACAGUUUGCCAGAAAGGCCUGUGUUGCCACUUAACUUACAAGAUGUCAGAGAAGCGGCCAGAUGAGGUGUAUGCACUGGGUGCUUUUGAUGGACUGCACACAGUAGAAGGCCAAUAUUACUUGCAGAUCUGCACACUACUGAAGUGUCAAACCACUGACCUAAAUACGUGUGGGGAGCCUGUGGGGUCAGCAUUUACCAAGUUUGAAGAAUUCUCCCUCAGUGGCACAUUUGGGACAAGUUAUGUUUUCCCACAGGUUGUUCUAAGUGGGAGCCAACUUGCCCCUGAAACACAUUAUGAGGUUUCGAGAGAUGGUCGUCUGAGAAGCAGGAGUGGAGGCCCUUUGCCAGUCCUCGUUAUGGCCCUGUACGGAAGAGUGUUUGAGAAGGACCCUCCUCGCUUAGGGCAGGGGCCUGGGAAGUUACAAUGA